UCCGCUUAAAAUUCUCUAUCACAAUUUGGCUUCUACUGGAGUGUAAGAACCAAAAAUUGUAGUGAUAAUAGCAACUCACUUCAAAAUCUGACCUCCCCGCUUCACUGUCAACCGUCCGAUCUAACCCCUAAAUCAAUAGCUGAGAUUUCGUGUCCCAACUCCCAAAUUAACUCAGGAAGUCAGCAAUCUUUAUCUUCCCUCUCUUUCAUUUUCUCUUUUUGGCUUCUAUGUAUCAUCAAUUUCUCAACUUUCCGAGAAAAUUACACAAUUUUAUUGCAUUUUUAGCUGUUACAUGAACUGGGUCGGAGAAUCCAUCUGGGUAUGUUUGGAUAACGAGAAAAUUUAAAAUGCCAGUGUCAACCAGGUCUCAAAUUGGCAACCAAGACCAAACUGGGUCAAACUCAGACCAGACCCAUUUGAGUGUUCCCUUAAGAAACCCUCAUCAUGGGUUGAAAGAGAAAAUGAAAGCUUUAACUCUGUUAUAUGAGCAGCAAAAGAAAGCUUCUAUGACAAUUAGUAGGAACCCAUCUCCAAAACCGGAAGAGAAGCGGUACUCAACACAUCCAAGCGUUGAUCUCGUCAGUUCUUCCAAGAAAAAAGAAAAAGAUUUGAAAGAAACUAAAGAUUCCGAGCAAGAAAAUAUAAUGAGAGAAAACACAAUGCCUACAGUUCCUACAGUACCUACAUUGCCUAAUCUGAGGUCUAAUUCUACAAUCACAAGAACCUUUGUUUUGCCACAACCAGCUAUACAUGAUGGUAAGGAGAACCUUGUAAUGGGUCCGGAUCCGGUUAUUGGGUUUUCUACAUGUGCAAGAAAGGCUAGUGUUUCAACUACAGUGGCAAGGAAGCUUUCUAUGGGAAGUUCAGUGCCACAGACAGAGCCAAGAGGGUUUCUUGGAAAAGAAAAUAUGGAAAAAUUAGAGGAGAAAAAUAUUGAGCCUAGUGAUGGAAGCCGGAUUCUAGUGUUUGUAAGACUUAGGCCAAUGUUCAAGAAAGAAAGAGACGCUGGUAUGCGUUGUUGUGUGAAGAUUGUGAAUAGGAAAGAUGUAUAUUUGACCGAGUUUGCUAAUGAGAAUGAUUAUCUUAGGCUUAAAAGGCUUCGUGGUCGCCAUUUCGCCUUUGAUGCUUCAUUUCCUGAUUCAACUUCUCAACAGGAAGUUUAUUCUACUACGACAGCUGAACUUGUGGAAGCAGUGCUGCAAGGAAGAAAUGGAUCAGUAUUCUGCUAUGGUGCCACAGGUGCGGGAAAAACAUAUACAAUGCUUGGUACAGUGGAGAAUCCUGGAGUGAUGGUUUUGGCAAUUAAGGAUCUCUUUACCAAGAUUAGACAGAGGAGCUGUGAUGGAAACCACGUGGUUCAUCUUUCUUAUCUUGAAGUUUAUAACGAAACUGUUAGAGAUUUGCUCUCUCCGGGAAGACCUCUUGUGCUUAGAGAAGAUAAGCAGGGAAUUGUGGCAGCUGGUCUCACUCAAUACAGAGCUUAUUCUACAGAUGAAGUAAUGGCAUUGCUUCAAAGAGGAAACCAAAAUCGAACAACUGAACCUACUCGUGCCAAUGAAACCUCUUCAAGAUCACAUGCUAUUCUGCAGGUGGUUGUUGAAUACCGAGUUAGGGAUGCUUCAAUGAAUGUUGUCAAUAGAGUUGGGAAGCUCUCACUGAUUGAUCUUGCUGGGUCAGAGAGAGCUCUAGCAACUGAUCAAAGAACACUUAGAUCACUUGAGGGUGCUAAUAUAAACCGAUCACUCCUUGCAUUAAGCAGCUGCAUCAAUGCCCUUGUUGAGGGUAAGAAACACAUUCCAUAUCGGAACUCGAAGCUUACUCAACUCCUCAAGGACUCAUUAGGAGGAGCUUGCAACACUGUAAUGAUUGCAAAUAUCAGCCCAAGCAAUCUCUCCUUUGGUGAAACUCAAAAUACACUACAUUGGGCUGACCGAGCUAAGGAGAUUCGGACCAAGGCAUGUGAUGUAAAUAUGGGAAUACAAUUCCCACUAGAAUCUGAAACUGAUCAGGCCAGGUUAUUACUUGAACUGCAAAAAGAGAAUCGAGAAUUGCGAGUACAAUUAGCUCGCCAGCAACAAAAGCUACUAACCCUCCAAGCACAAUCCCUGGCUGCAAAUGCUUCUCCAACACCUCCUUCAAUUUCCUCUCAAUUGACCCCUCCAUCUGCAACUCAACCAAAUGAAAAAAGAAAAGGCAGGCCUUCGUUUUUAGCUAGGAACUGUUUUACACCAGAAUCCAGAAGAAAAGGAGAAAAUGAGGUGGUUAAAGAGCUUCAAAGAACUAUCAAAGCAUUAGAGACAGAGAUUGAGAAAAUGAAGAAAGAUCAUGCUUUAGAGCUAAAGCAGAAGGAUGAACGCAUUCGCGAGCUUUCUCAAAGAAAUGACAAACCAUAUGGAGUAGCUUCAGUUGAUGGUGCGAAGAGGAUAGUCACUAGAGCUAGCUUGAGACCAAAAGAAUCAAACAUUGGUGAAUUGAAGAGUCCAAAUCACCGGUUUAAGUCACCGGUUCCAACUGCAAAGAAACGAAGCUUUUGGGACAUAACAACAGCUAACAGCCCAUCUCUAGCUUCAGUAAAUCGGAGAAAAACCAGAAGUCAUGUAAAUGCACAACCUGCUGCAGCUCCUUCUAUGCUUCUUCAGCCAGGUUUUGCUCGACAAAGACUGGACCCUUCGAAGUAGGAGAUUGAAGAAGGAGAGGCCUUUUUCUGUUGACAGUGUCCAUCAGGUGUUCUUUUUUUUUGCUACUGAUAAGACAUCCUUCUGCUUGGGCUGGCAAUUUCACAAGGAAGAAACCAUUAUACUUGGUAGGUUUUCCUGUACUUAUUUGUUGUGAUCAAAAAAAGUCUUGUAGAAUAGAUAUUCUGUUCCUUAUUGUGUUUUUUUAUUGAGCUGUUCCAUUUAUCAGUAAAUAUUUCCAAGAAUGAGUAUUUAUUCCAGAAAUUUUGUGUCUGAAAAACUAUAUAAUUCUUAUUUCCUUUUAUCAAGGAAAAAUCUCUCACAAGAUCA
Molecule: messenger RNA, 3005 nt
Organism: Jatropha curcas
Lineage: Eukaryota; Viridiplantae; Streptophyta; Magnoliopsida; Malpighiales; Euphorbiaceae
Product: ATP binding microtubule motor family protein
Biological process (GO): microtubule-based movement
Molecular function (GO): microtubule motor activity; microtubule binding; ATP binding
Source: RefSeq, a predicted model, not a curated record